Molecule: messenger RNA, 1425 nt
Organism: Maylandia zebra (zebra mbuna)
Lineage: Eukaryota; Metazoa; Chordata; Actinopteri; Cichliformes; Cichlidae
Source: RefSeq, a predicted model, not a curated record
UUUUUUUUAAAGCAUGCCAACAACCUCCCACUCACAGCUCAGGUAUAAGGCAUCAGGAAAUGUUAUUCCUGUGUAGAGGAGCACUGGUGGAUCCGCGAGGCAGUGACGCACUUGCAGCCAGCUGACCCUUGCAUGGCUGAAGAUGCAUCAGAGUAUCUCAACUCGGUCAGGAAAUCACUUUCCUCCCUAGUCCAUUCUUUUUUCUUUCGACACUUCACAAGCAAAAGUGAACUCCUCUCCUACUUGAUGCUGUGCGCUGCCAAAAUGCCCUUCAUACCGCCAGUGUCCAUCACGCGCUCUGUGUCAGGACUCGCUGGGAAGGAGAGACCCACCAACAACACUUCAUCUGUAUCUGCUGUGACCAAAGCUUUGAAAGAAGACAAAGGCGGCUCAGUGAAGGAGAGGCUGGCUUUGAACUUGAAACAGCUGGGGAAGAAGAGUCAGCCCAGGAGUAAUCUGCCAACAAUUAAAGGAGUGUCAGGGGCAAACAGAAGGGAAGGCUCGCUGCCUUCAUCCCAGAAAGGCAGAUCUCCUGUCACCAGCUCAGAGAGUCUGUCUAAAAGACAGCAGCACAAACACUCUGGUCACACUUCUGUAAAGAGUGACUCACAGGUGAAGCCUGUGAGAACCAAGGAUCAGCAGGAGGUCCGUUUCACUCUGACUCUCACACCCGAGGCUGUCCUCCUGCUGCAGCGGAGAAACAGCGAGAAACACCGGCAACGUUCAGUCGCCAGAAAUCCCGCGAGUGGAUCCACCUUGGCUCCCGGAGGAGCCACGGAGUCCCGACGCAGGAGGGAAAACGUGCCCAAAAGGCAGAGAAACGGCUCUCACAGCGGAGUCCCCGCUAAAAACAGCACUGACGCUGAGCUCGGAGACAUAAACUCAAUUCUGAAAAUCUCCCUUUUGAAUGAGCGGCACAAGUACGACGACGUGGAGUACGAGGAAGAGGAGAACUACGGCGUGGAUGAGCGCGUGAUGCUCAAAUGUACAGAGUGGCUACGUGGGCUGGAAAACGCACCAAUGACGGCGGGGAACAGGCUGAGUCGGAGCGCGAGCAGCGUGAAAAGUUUCUGAAGGUGACUGGAAAUGAGCGAGCGCCCGGGAUUAAAUGCGCGUUGUCAUGGUAAAUGUCAAAUUUCCCCCAUACAUAUUUCCAGGAUAAAAAAUGUGAUGUGAUGUCAUUCAGCAUGAUGGUGUCGUGGCUAUCUCUUUAUACUAUUGGAUUACAACUACAAGGGCUGUAUGCAGAAGAAAAAAAUAUUUAUUUUUAUUUUGUGUUUUUGAGCCUUGGGUGUUAAGAUCCACUGAAAUAUUUUGUGGAAAAUAUAUUUUCAUUGACACAUGGCUUUCUAACAAGGUGCAAAUGUGCAAGGACGAGAAGACACAACUGUUCACUGACUGCCCGAGCAUGCGCUGUGAGGUGCA